Messenger RNA from Seminavis robusta, 4954 nucleotides. The record is from the annotation of a GenBank genome assembly. NCBI's taxonomy places the organism in Eukaryota, Bacillariophyta, Bacillariophyceae, Naviculales, Naviculaceae.
UCAACUCCGAGGACAACUACUAGUAACUGAAACCGACCAUAGCCUCCUCUUCUCACAAUUUCACAAGAAGAACACUGAAUCAGUCCAGAAGAUCAUUGAUUGCCCUCAACACGCCAACAAACAAAGGUACCUUCUUCAGAACAUAAACCUUUUGAAUUGACUCCAACUCUGACUGUCAAUUCAUUCUAUUAAAAAACAAUGAUGAGAGUUUGGUUGGCACUUGGAGUGGCUACCUCUGCUUCCCUGGUGAGCUGUGCUCUUGGGACAACUGCUCAAAUUGUGAUUAAUGAGAUUGCCGACAAGGGGACAUUGUCAGCCUGCAAUGGCGAAGACUGGGUGGAACUAUACAACUAUGGUGACACAGACAUCCAUUUGGGUACAGAGGGGUACAUAUUGCACGAUGACAACGGCAAGGACCAUGAAAAAGCCUUUCAUUUCCCUGUCACUGCCGAUGCCUUGCUGGCUGCCCAAUCCUACAUGCUACUCUGUCACAAACAAAAAAUACCAGCGGCGACCCUGUCCAUGGGAAAACAACCACCACAAACUCUGGAAGCUGCUACUACUAGUAGUAGUAGCAGUGCCGAACGGCUCCUUCCAGAUCCCAUGUCUCCCCAAUUUGGGCUCUCGGGAGAUGAUACAGUCACUCUGAUGCGCGCCAAGUACAGUGCCAAUUCAUCCGAAGUGUCCACCUCCCGCAUGUCGGCCACUUUUGAAGUUAUUGACACGGUAGAGCUACCCAACACGGACGAUGCCUUUGAUAUCACAUAUGCUCGAGACACUGAAACGGGCCGUUUCAACUACACAUCCACACCCACCCCGGGGACUGCCAAUCUCAUGACACGCAUCCCCACACCGGAAGAACAAAUAGUGGCCCAUAAACAAGCCUUGCGAGAGCAGGAAGCCAUGGGACGACAAUUCUUCAACAUGGACGAACGCGGAUACCCCGUGCCAGAUCCCAUGGACACGGUCCUCAACUUGACCAUUACCAUGUCCGAUACCGAUUACAGAUACAUGAUGGAGAAUCAAACCUUUGAGCAAUACCGACCCUUUCAAAGCGGACAACUCACCACCACGGAUGGACGUGUCUUGCUCUCCUUGGACAAUCCUGGGCGCGUCCGCCCCAAGGGACAAAGUGGUUUGUUUGUGGCGACCUGUCUCGAUACACCGUCCAUUCCCUUUCAAAUCGACAUGCAUCACACCAACAAGAGUCAAACCCUGUUUGGUGUGGAACGAGUCCUAUUGAGGCAUCAUGCCGAAGACUACUCGUUUAGUCGGGAGUGGGCGUAUUAUCGCAUGUUGGCACGGUUUGGAAUGCCCUAUCUGAGAUCGAGAAAGGUCAACUUUUACAUUCAAACACCUGCCAAAACCGUGGCGCAUGGGUUCUACACAUUGAUGGAAGCACCGGAACACGAAUAUGUCUUUGCACGAAAUUUUCCAGACUACAAUCCCGAGGAGUAUGGUUUGUACAAGUUCAAAAGUCUGGCCAAGGGAUGUGGGGAUUACACCCAAGAAGAGUUGAAACAGGCCGAACAACGUCUUCAAACGGAUGUCAGUACACCGCCGUACGCUUGGGAACGAGGAGAACACAAAAAAAAGGUCGAAGUCAAGAACCCCUUCAUGGUCGGAUACUGCCGCGAUCAGUUUGUAUCAGACUUUAUCGACAAUAUUGAACCAGAUAUUGUGCUGGCCUACUUGAGACAUGAUCAGGACUGUAGUGAAAUGCUCACCGAGGAGGGACUGAUUGAGCGAGACUUGGGAACCAAAGACUUUGACAAGGACAUGAAACGAUUCAUUGACAACCAUCUGGGUCCCAACAAGUGUGAUGCAGAAUGUGCCAAUUCCAAUUUGAAGGAGGUGGUGGAUACGGAGAAUUGGCUGAAAAUGUUCGCUUUCUAUGCCACGGCAUUAAGCUUGGAUUCGCCCAUAUCUUUUCACAACAAUUACUACCUGGCUCAAUCGGGAGACAAUGCCGGCUGGAAGAUUGUGCCAUACGAUCUGAACGCGAGACAAGCCGUCGGAUGCAACAAUGACAUUUGUAAUGGAAGAUUGGUGCAUUGGAGCGUUGCCCGACCGACUUGUGAAUCUUUGGAAAGCAAUCAGUUGGUGGGUCCACUCUUGACCGAUCCGGAUCUUCAUGCCGAGUACAUGGGUUAUGUGCGAGAAUUUGUGGAUACCAUCUACGGCAAUGAGACCACCUGGAAGGAGAUUAGCACGCACAUUGCAGAGAUUAGUGACUACGCCAAAAAUGACUUUUGGAGUGCCUUUGGGAUCUUUCACGAUGAGGAAAUAAAUCCACCGGCUGAAGAUUGGAACACGGGGCAGUACCCUCUUUUGGCUGUCAUGAAGGCCCGCACGGCAGAUCUUCGAGCACAGCUGGAUGCCGCGGAGGCAGAGACUCUUGCCAGGGCACCCCAUGUCGGCGUCGUUGGUGGAAACGAGCCAUGGGAAACCUGUGCCGACUGGCGACUGGAGCAACCGAACACGACACGAUGUGAAAUGGAUUGCCAGUACGAGGGAUGCCACAUGCCCGGUUGGACAGUCGAGAGCUUUUGCGAUGAAGGGACAGGUGUUUGCUAUCACGGGGAUGCUGAUCCAAUGUGCCAUGGCGUACCGGAGGGAGAACGGUAUCCAGGCAUGCAAGAUGGCGAGGAUGGCAAACCAACCUACUGUCGUAUGGCCAAGGGAGUACCCGUCAAGGCGUCCGAGUGCCCAGCAGUGGGAGAGUUCACACCCGCCACAGUUCAAACCACGAGUGAUGCUGUACAAAGAGGAAUGGUAUUCGCUUUUGCGGUUGUACUAGUCAUAGCAGGUUUUGUACAGCAGUUAUGAUGAUCAACUGGACUUGAUUAGCUUUUUUAUAUUGUGGAUUUAUGAAUACAUCACAUCAAGUCCGCUAAAUCACUUUUCACCAGAGAUUGUCGCUACUCGCCAAGCACACGAUACGGAACAAUGAAAAAACUAUAGCACAACAUAGAAAAUAUGAUGAGAUUGUACUCGGAACUCACACAAGUCAGCACACAGCGACGACAACCCGACUGUGUGACGACUUGGAGAUCCGACGAGGGAGCGCGGUCGGUACGGAUGCAGAUUGCGUUUCGUUGUCAACCCUCCGUAAAUGUUGGUUCUAGCUGCAGCUCGAUCCCAUCAUUUGUUGCAUAGCGGUUCUGUGGGAUGUAGUCAAAGUCCAAGUCCAGCCCCGAAGAGUCGGUCAACGAAGAAGUUGAUUCGUAGUCAAAAGAAUCCGACAUAUCGUCUUCCUCCUCUCCUUCUGUCGUCUCGUCCCUUUGGCAGGUCACCACUUCGUCAUGUCGUUGUCGUCUUUGACUACUAGCAAUGAUUCGGAUCUUACCAUUUUCGGUUUCAGUUUCGCGAUGGGGAACUGCAUCAUCUCGUUCCUGAUCUGCGUCGGCACUCUGAUGAGUCCCCUCCACCACGGGGAUCACGGCAUCAUCUCGUUCCUGAUCUUCCUCCUGAGCACUUUGACGAGUCGUAUUCACAGCGGGUACCUCCCCCUUUCCAUUUUCACAUUGUCGAGGGGCACCGAGCAGUGGAUCAACGAGUUCCUCGCUUUGCCGGGGACUAUCACGAGUCUUCUUUAUGCCCACUGGUACUACAUGGUUCUUCACUGUACCAGUACUCGUGGUCGUCUUUCCCGGCUGCGGGGAUCCGAACUUCCUGAUCUGUGGCUGUGACUCCUGCUGCGGCUCAGAAGCAACGGCACUAUCGCUCAUCACUGUUGUAGCAGCCGUAGCGUGGCUAGUGGGAGAAUCCGGACCUGGCAUGUAGUCCGGAACAGCAGACUUGGCGUAGCUCUGCAUCAUCAUGGAUGCAAACUUCUUCCGUUCUUUCCUCGUAUGUGUUGACACUCUUCUAGCCUCUUCCUCUUUCUUCUUCUCUUGCUUCACAAGGAGCUUGGUUUGUUCUUGUUUCAAGACUUCCAGCGCGAACUUUUCACGGACAAGUUCCAUAUCGGCAGCCGACACAGACGGUGCAACGCUGUUUGCUGAUGACGGCGGCUGUUGUCGUGGUGGUUUCUCCUUGUGCUUCUGUUGCUUUCUUAAAAGGGGGCUACUCUCCUUCCCAUGGGCAUUAGUAGCUUUUCCUGCUGGGUUUUCUCGCAUUUUCUUCCCCAUUACCUUCUUGACCUUGGCCUCUCCUCCACCAUUCUUAACGUACUUUUCAAUGAUCUUUCUCAUUGUUUCGUCACCUUUCCAACUGCGUACCCUAGGAAAUCGGGUACUAUUAUUGUUGGUCGUCGAUCUCUGUCUCGUUAGGCUCUGUCUCUUCUUCAUCUUGCCAGUGUUGUUGGAGGGAUCCAUAGCCAUCAUGUAGAACAUGGCGAUGCUCUUUUGCAACCAACCUUUCGCUUUUGUGUGCCGGUCCUUCGCUAUAAACCGUAACGCUUUUUGGAACUGUUCCAGACGUUUUGUGCGUUGCAAACAAGGUAAUUAGCCACUUGGAUCCGUUCUGCCGCGCCCCGUCACAAUUGCAAGAAAUGUGCGACUGUCACAAAGUUUGUAGUGAGGGGACAACGUGCCUCCACCCAACGCUGUGGGAGAGAAGUGCGCUGUUGGAGUGCGCCGAGAUGUUGUGGCAAGAACGGUACAGGAAUGUUCACUGAGCCUUUGGCACUACCGUACUGUGGAUGGUAUGGUACUGCCAGCCGAAUUUGAUCUGUAUGUCAUUGCUCGUUGCAUGGGCUUCCGUACCGGUAUACCAGGAAUACGACUGUACCGUACGGUACCGGUACGGUACUGGUACAUGUACCCCUUAGUCUACAACACGACUUGGAAACGUAGACUAGGUGAGGUAAAUAAUAUAAGGUUAAACGUAUAGUUACUUCAAGUACUUAAUUAAAGUAGCACGUCACCACGUCUAACUGCAUGGCUACAAAAACUGUCUUGAAGCAAAUCCAAACAGCUCGUGAAGGAUCGAGGCGACUGAUGUUUCACAC